Saccostrea cuccullata (small rock oyster) is the source of this 4535-nucleotide messenger RNA. Its product is annotated as RNA-binding protein RO60-like. Bases 85 to 1872 code for a protein of 595 amino acids. The transcript has 2 exons. Gene Ontology annotation, cellular component: ribonucleoprotein complex. NCBI's taxonomy places the organism in Eukaryota, Metazoa, Mollusca, Bivalvia, Ostreida, Ostreidae. The record is from RefSeq and is a predicted model, not a curated record. Gene Ontology annotation, molecular function: RNA binding.
AGAUAAUCACAACUGAAUAAAAUCCUCGCUGCUGGAGUUUUUAAAACGAAAGUAAAGUUUUAUUAUGUACAACUAUCUGUCAAAAUGGCUGACAGAGAGGAUGAAGAGGAUAUGGAAGUGGAAUUUUUGACUAUACGGGAGGGCACCUGCUCGACAGAUCAAAGAGAUCCAAUAUCGAAGCAGCAGGUACAAAAUGCCGUAGAUCGGUUCGUAUUUCCAUCCCUCGCAUCAGAUCUGGAAGAGGAGCUUGUUCGUUUUCUUCGUUUGGGCCAUUCAACAAAUGCAUACUCAUCUGGAAGUAGGGAUUUGAACACUAUGGACGCAGAUUGUGUUUUAGAAUUAAUCAGAAAUGAAAAAGGACCAAGAGCUGUAGAAAUAAUUAAAGAAUUUUCAGAAGUACAUCAAGCUUACAAGCAGGACUAUAUAAUUUACGCAUUGGCAAUAUGCUGUAGGUCUUCAGAUCCAAACACAAAACGAGCUGGCUAUGGCAUCCUAUCAGAUGUUUGUAAAAUACCAACUCAUUUAUUUAAAUUUGUUGAUUUUUGCCAGAAAAUCAGCAAAGAACAGUCAAAAUUAAAGGAAUCGGGAUGGGGAAGAGCGCAUCGCAAAGCGAUAAGCAACUGGUACAUAAAGUAUGCAGAUGAAGAGAAACAUUUAACACUAAUGGCAUAUCAUCUUACAAAAUACAGGCGACGAGAGGGAUGGACACAUCGGGACGUCAUCCGUAAAGCUCAUUUGAAAAUUGAUAAAGAUUUCCCUAAAUUUGUAAACAAUAGACUGUAUCCAGCUCUGAAAUAUUUAGUGAUGGUAGCUGUAAAGGGUAAGAAGUUUGCAGAUGCAAAUGAGUUCACCAUUGAACAGAAACGUCUCGAGGGUUUUGAAUCUUCAGUGCUUGCAAAAGUUAUGAAUUACAUCGAGCAGGUGGAUGAAGCAAGAAGGUACGACCCCGAGGACGUGGCGGGAAUACGUGGACUAAUUUUAAGACACAAAUUGGCCAGAGAGCAAAUUCCCACUCUUUUCUUGAAGCACAAAGAAGUUUGGAAUGCUUUAUUGCGACAUAUGCCCAUGACAGCGAUGUUUCGAAAUCUAGGAAAGAUGUCAGUUUUGGAAUGCCUGACGGAGGAUUCUUUUGAAAAGCAAUUGGUUCUAAGCAAAAUCCAGAACGAAGAAUUAAUUGUCUCGAGCAGCAUACACCCAAUGACAUUUAUGGUUGCACUUAAUCAGUAUAAAGAGGGAAAGAGUGCAAACGGUAAAAGAAAAUGGCCAGUGUUAGAAUCAGUGAUGAAUGCUCUAAGAGGAGGUCUUCAUAUAUCACUAAAAUGCAUUCCACCAACCGAUAAACGAAUACUGUUGGCUUUUGGGGCAAGUCAAUCCAUGACAAAGAAAUGCAUAGGAGUGCCCUCACUGUCAGCUCUCGAAGCAUCAGCUUUCAUGAUAAUGAUAAUGGCUAAAAGAGAGAGGGCGUGCGAGACACUUGUGUUUACAAGCAACGAAUGUCAACCAUUAACUGUCGAAGCAGACGACAAUGAGAAUGAUAUAGUCAAUAGGUUAAUGUCGUUUGGAUCCUCAGAAACAACUGAUGGAUCCAUGCCUAUUAAGUAUGCUCGGAGCAAUCGAAAAUACUUCGACGCUUUUGUAAUAAUUACAGAUUCCGAUACUACUUCAGGAAAUGUGCAUCCCAGCGAAGCAUUCAAAACUUACUGCGAAACAGUAAAGUCAAAAGGAGAAAGAAGACCACGGUUAGUGGUGUGUGACAUGAUUUCUCCCAGUGUAACUAUUGGAGAUCCCACGGAUUUAAAUACUUUGAAUAUUAGUGGAUUUGACCAUAACGUACCGCGUAUCAUUAACGAUUUCAUUAGAGGUGACUCAUAGAUUGGAACUUUCGUUAGUGAAGGCUGUUGUACAUACAAGUCAUCUCGCAUCAAAUAUAUUAAGCAGAACCAGGACAUCAACUGAAGUCUUAAACGGUUGAUUUUUCCUCCUCAUCACCUUCAUUUUACCGCCAAAAUUUCUUUUAUGAAUGUCUAAAAAAAUUUGUUUCGUGUAUUUUGUAAAAAAAAAAAGAGAGAGAGAGAGAGAGAGAGAGAGAGAGAGAGAGAGAGAGAGAGAGAGAGAGUUUUUGGCUCCAUGCAAGUUAUCCGCAAUAAAUGUUCGUUUUGCAAACGAAAAAAUAAGGAUCAGCGAGGAAAGCACCAAUAGUAAUCACGUGUUGUUUGACCCUUUACCAACAUCUGAUGCAUACUGGAGCGUUUUUUGCCAUAUUGGGAAAGGAUAAGGGGUAUUAUUUUGACGUGUUUUUUUUUUAAUUUCUCUUUGUCUAUUGGAUUCUUGUGAACCUUUCAUCUUAGUCUGAUCUUCAAAGACUACUAGUAUUUUGAACGGGAACAACUCAGAAUAACAGAACCGUUUCGUUAUGAGAUGUAUGAUGAUGAUUGACUAUCAGUGGUUUUAAAUUGUGAAAAGCUGAAGUAAAAGAGCUUUUAAUUGAUACAUUGACUGGUUUUGAGGAUAAUUCAUACACAUAAUAAAUAUUUAUAUCAAACGUAUUUUUGAAAUAUACACAAUAUUGCAUGGAUUAAUUUUCAGUUUGUGCGUCUUCAAUGUAUAUGCCAUGUUUUGUACAACUUAAUUCAUAUUGCAUGUAUUUGUGGUGCAGAUUUAAUACGGUAAAGACAUAUGCAGCAAUACCCCACGAUAAAUUUAAGUCCAUACUAGAUUUUUAAAAAACGAAAAUGGAACUUGUAAAUUUCUUCACCUUCUCAUGGGUCAUACGGAAAAAUUAUUUUAUAUAAAAACAUUCUGAUUGUACACACAAUUACUCUGAAGUUGAUAUUUAAAAGAUGUUUGAGUUUCUAGAUGACAAUAUUUUUGUAGUCUUGUGAGUCAAGUCUUUCAAAAAUCACAUGGAAUUCCCACGAGUGCCAAUUGUAUUAUCCGAUUUUUUUUUUUAUUAUUCCUGUGAAGCAGGAGUCAAAAACUACUACACGAGGAGAUUGAUAUAUUGAACAAGGAAACACUUCCUUUGACCUUUAACUUGACACUUAGAUAUAUCGACGAUAGAUAAUUCCAUUUUUAUUACGACUCAAUUUAUUGCAGUGAACUUGUGAUAACCAUUAUGAGUUCAACUUUUCCUUAGUCUUUGCCUUCCCACUUGCAUGUGGAGUUUAUGCCUCCCAGUUGAUUCGAUACGCAAGUGAAUGCUCUAGGUACAAAAACAAUUCCUAAAUGAAACAAGCUAUUGACAAACAAGUACAUGGAACAAGGAUAUGUUAAUGUCGUUUUAAUAUAGAUAAAAUCACCUUGUAAGCAAAUAAGAUCUAUCAUUAGGUCGAGUGCUGACUGAUGUUUUUCAUACAUGUAGUCAUUAUUUAUAUACCGAAUUAACAGACUUUUCUGUUUAAUGCCCUAUCAUGAGAUUGAGCUUACGGUGAGGGAUGCUUACUUUUCCAUGACACCUGAUCCUACCUGUGGUGUUUUAGAUUGUACUGUUUCAAAAGUUUGAUCGUUAUCUUCAUAUUGCAUACAUUUGUUUUGAAUUUACUGAACAGGACUUUAUAUUAAAAAAAAAAGAAUCAUUGACUCUUGACUAGAGUAACCAAUUCAGUUCUUUUAUAUAGUACCUUUAGGAAUCGAACUUUUUGACAAAGCUAUAAUAGAAAUGAUAACUAACAAAAGGGAAACCUUUGUCUAGAGUUAUGUUUUUGAUGAUUUUGUUUUCUAUGCAGCGACUGACUUUCAUCAGGGAAUACUUUUGUUUAAAAAAGAUAAAAGAUGCAGCAUGUGAUGUGAACGUUUAUUUUUAAUCUAACAAUAUUAUAUUACAAAUAUAGUACAAUGUAUUAUAUUCAAUUGAUGAUAUUUUUCAUAUAACUGUUGUACUUCACAAAGUAACUUCUAUUGUUAAUAAUUUAUUCAAUUAAGAUGAAUUGUGAACCGAUAAAAAAAAUGAAGUUAAUUUUAUGUUUGUUUUAAUUUAAUAGACUGUUUAAAGAUACAUAUACUUAUUAAUUGAUCUGAUAAGUUAUUGCAACGAUAUCUUAACAAAUUCAUUUUUUGGUUUAAAUGAUUAAUUAUAAGUCCUUCUCCAAAGUUAUAAAAUUAUAAUCACUUGUAUGUCUAUGGUAAGAAUUCUUAUUUUUCUGAAUAUUUACAUCCACUUCAUAUUAUCUCUGUUAUUUAAGAAAACUGUUGGUAUUAGUCGUGGACAUCCCUGAGCAUAUAACAUAUUUCUUGAGCUCCUUUAUCAAUGAUACGUACAUGCAUAAUGAUGUACAAAUAAAUUGUUUUAUAUUUAGUCUUCUUUAUCCUACUUAAAAUACUGAGAAAUCAUUUCGUUGGUUUUUAGUAUGAGAAUUAACCUUCAUUGCAGCUGUUGCGGGAAAAAUUAUAUAACCUGCUUUUGUUGGUUAUGCAUAUCUCUGCAACAUUAAUGAGAACAUUUAUUCUCGUACUAACAACCAUUGAAAGAAAGCAUUUUUAAAAAAAAAUAUAUUAUACAUAAUAUUGAUUAGAUACAAAUAAAACAUUCAACACCA